This is a messenger RNA of Myodes glareolus (Bank vole), 1114 nucleotides long. Lineage: Eukaryota; Metazoa; Chordata; Mammalia; Rodentia; Cricetidae. The record is from RefSeq and is a predicted model, not a curated record.
CUGGAGUCUUUUUGUCUUUCCCGUCCCCCACAGAAAAUUGACCCUGAGGUAUCAGCCUUCCUGCAGAAGCUUCGCAGCAGGGUGCAGAUUGGUGUGGUAGGCGGCUCUGACUACUCAAAGAUCGCUGAGCAGCUGGGCGAUGGGGAUGAAGUCAUUGAGAAGUUUGAUUAUGUGUUUGCCGAGAACGGGACAGUGCAGUACAAGCAUGGACGGCUCCUCUCCAAGCAGACGAUCCAGAACCACCUGGGGGAGGAGCUCCUGCAGGACUUGAUCAACUUCUGUCUCAGCUACAUGGCUCUGCUCAGACUACCCAAGAAGCGUGGAACCUUCAUAGAGUUCCGGAAUGGCAUGCUGAACAUCUCACCCAUCGGCCGCAGCUGCACCCUGGAGGAGAGGAUCGAAUUCUCUGAACUGGACAAGAAGGAGAAGAUCCGAGAGAAGUUUGUGGAAGCCCUGAAGACAGAGUUUGCUGGCAAGGGGCUGAGGUUCUCCCGAGGAGGUAUGAUAAGCUUCGACGUCUUCCCCGAGGGCUGGGAUAAGCGCUACUGCCUCGACAGCCUGGACGAAGACAGCUUCGACAUCAUCCACUUCUUUGGGAAUGAGACCAGUCCUGGUGGCAAUGACUUUGAGAUCUAUGCAGACCCCCGGACUGUUGGCCAUAGUGUGGUCUCCCCUCAGGAUACUGUACAGCGAUGCCGAGAACUUUUCUUCCCAGAGACAGCCCACGAGGCCUGACAGUGAGCACAGCUGAGCAUUGGGACCUUCAAAGAACUCUGUCCGGGCCUGAAGAGAGAACCAUGGGGUGCCAAGGUUCCCACUCUGGACCAGCAUGCAGCAUCACAUGGGCAUAGGGUCCACCCACACAGGACCAGGAUCUGUGUGGCAACUGUCCCCAGCCAGAUGCCUCCUGAUAAGGCUUAUUCCUGCACUCCACUGAUGGCCCUGGUUUCUGAUGCUGCUGGUCGUCGGGACAGACUAGGUUUCACUCCAAAGGAGGCAUGUGGGUUCUGCUGUGGAGCCUGCUGGCCACAGACUGACAGGGCAGAGAGGCAGGAAGAGGGCACUACUAAAAAGACUGUUGCAGAUAUUAAAGUUCCCAAGACAAAGUGUGUUA